Messenger RNA from Haemonchus placei, 726 nucleotides. NCBI's taxonomy places the organism in Eukaryota, Metazoa, Nematoda, Chromadorea, Rhabditida, Trichostrongylidae. The record is from the annotation of a GenBank genome assembly.
AUGAAAACAACGGUGUUACUUGCUGUUUUCGUUUUAUCGAUCGCCAUUCACUCACACCAUGGAGAAGAAAUACCUUUGGAACCAGGUCCUGUCGUUAGAGUGGGGGAAGGGCCAGGUCCUGAGCGUCCGAGAACGCAAGGUGAGAUUGUUGGCGGCGGAAUCGAAGGUGGUUUUGGAGGACCCCAAGGUGGAUUAGGACCUCAGUUCCAAAGUCCUUCACCGCAAGGCGAGAAAAUAGGCGGCGGAAUCGAAGGUCCAGUCGUUGGAGGCAACCAAGGUGGAGGGCCUCAGGGUGGUUUCGGAGGAAAUCAAGGUGGGUUCCCAGGACAGCAAGGAGGAUUUGGCCCCGAGCGUUUUGGCGGGAACCAAGGCGGUUUCCCAGGACAACAACAAGGUGGCUUCCCCCCGCAAGGUUUUGGUGGAAACCAAGGUGGUUUCCCGGGACAACAACCAGGUGGAUUUGGUCCUCAAGGUUUCGGUGGAAACCAAGGUGGCUUCCCAGGACAGCCAGGGGGAUUUGGCGGUAAUCAAGGUGGCUUCCCAGGACAACAGCAAGGUGGAUUUGGUCCCCAGAGUUUCGGCGGAAAUCAGGGCACAUUCCCAGGACAGCAAGGCUUUCAAGGAUUCCCACGUCGAAGAAGAGAACUUCAAGGUACGAAUCCUUUGGAUGUCGCCUCCUUAUUUUUUAUCAAUGCAGCUCAUACGCAUUCGUUCGCAAAUUCCUAG